Pieris napi is the source of this 2065-nucleotide messenger RNA. RefSeq names its product cytochrome P450 4C1-like. Gene Ontology annotation, molecular function: iron ion binding; heme binding; oxidoreductase activity, acting on paired donors, with incorporation or reduction of molecular oxygen. The record is from RefSeq and is a predicted model, not a curated record. The transcript has 9 exons. Bases 552 to 2057 code for a protein of 501 amino acids. NCBI's taxonomy places the organism in Eukaryota, Metazoa, Arthropoda, Insecta, Lepidoptera, Pieridae.
AUUUCUGUGCGUAAUUUCCGUUUUUUUUUGUGUUAACAAAUUCCUAACUGAUUAAUUUAGAAAUAAACCCUUGAAUAAAACUGCGGCGUUUUCUAUCCGAUCCUCUAGCUCGUAACAAUAUGUGCAUUCAUAUAGAAUAUAACAACAUCAAGGGUCAAAGACAAGUUUUUUUAUUGGGGACAAACAGGCCUGAGUUAAGCGACACCGCCGCCCAGCCUCUGAAUGAAUUAAUCGUACAUUUACUCUGCCUAAAGGCUCGUAAGUGCGUUGCUAACCUUAUUCUUCGUACCUCAAUGUAUUCUCGUUUUAUACGAAACACAUUUUUCCCAAACUAUGGAAUUUACACGGUUACGUAAACAGUAAUUAUCAAUCUAUAAGUUCAAAUAUACUUAAAUAUUCUUUGUAUAAUUAAAUACUGUAUCUAAUAUGGAGAUAACAUUAUAAUGAUAACAGUAUAAAGGAAGUUGAAUUUGUCCAUUGUUGUCUUGUGUAUUUAGGAGUCGCGUAUAACGAACGGUGUAAUUGAUGUAAACGUUUUUCUUGUAUAUAAAAUGUUUACAAUUAUAUUAUUUACAUUAGUAGGGAUAUUAUGUUUAGUGGAAUUGUUCGUUAAUUAUAAUGAAAACGCUAGAACUAUAAAGAAAAUUCCGGGCUUCAAAGAUGUAUUUUUCUUUGGAAAUUGCACUGUUGUUUUUGGAAUGGAUUCAGUCGGGUUGUUCAAGUUAGCCAGGGAAAGUGCUAAAAAAUUCAAAGGAAUUUUUAGAUUCUACAGUUUAUCCUUAGCAGCAGUUAAUAUUUUUAAUCCCAGUGACGCUGAGAUUGUCAUGUCAACUAUGAAGCAUCAUGAGAAAAGUAUUAUUUAUAAAUUCUUCAAACCGUGGCUUCAUGACGGUUUAUUAGUUAGCAAAGGAUCAAAAUGGCAAGACCGAAGAAAAAUACUUACAUCAGCAUUUCAUUUCAACAUAUUACGCAAAUAUUUUCUCAUAAUUGAAGAAAAUAACCAGAAGCUGGUGAAUGUAAUGGAAGAAAACAGUGGGGAACCCGUCGAUAUCGUUCCAAUAUUGAGCGAAUACACCCUUAAUUCUAUAAGUGAAAGUGCAAUGGGGGUAGAGCUUGACAACGACCCCAUGUAUUCAGGACUUUCUUACAAAAACGCAAUAUACGAAACAAUUAAAAUUUUUGUUUAUCGUUUCAUGCGAAUUUACCUCUAUCCAGACUUUUUGUUUAACCUGAGUCCUGCUGGCAUCAAACAGGCGCGAUAUUUAUCGAUAAUUCAUACGUUUAUCAGAAAUGUUAUUAAUAAGAGGAAACAAAAUUUUCAAAAUAAUGAAAAAGAGAGUGACACCUUAGCUGAUAAUGAUAAUUAUGUUUAUAAGAAGAAAAGACGUGCAGCAAUGUUAGAUUUGCUGAUCUCGGCUGAGAAGGAAGGACUUAUUAACGAUGAUGGGAUUAUAGAAGAAGUUAACACUUUCAUGUUUGAGGGUCAUGAUACUACAGCGGCCGGUUUGACAUUUUGUUUAUUGACAUUAGCUGAGAAUCAAGAUGUUCAGGAAAAAGUAUAUCAAGAAUUGCAAAGUAUAUUUAAUGGAAGGGAUGAUCUUACAUUAGAAGAUUUAACAAUGAUGAAUUAUUUGGAGCGAUGCAUAAAAGAAAGUAUGCGAUUGUACCCGCCUGUUCCGUUUAUUAGUCGUACUUUGAGUGAAACUGUUAAAUUGAGUAACUACACGGUACCUGUAGGAACUAUGUGUCACAUUCACAUAUUCGACAUGCAUCGCCAGGAAAGCUUAUUUAAGAACGCUGAAAAAUUCGAUCCUGACCGCUUUCUGCCUGAAAAUAGUGUUGGACGACAUCCUUACUCGUAUAUCCCCUUCAGUGCAGGACCUAGAAAUUGUAUAGGUCAGAAGUUCGCAAUGAUGGAAAUGAAGUCAGCACUAUCAGCCAUACUGAAAAAUUACAAGCUGUUACCAGUUACAACAUCAAAAGAUCUUGAGUUUAUAGCUGAUUUAGUUUUACGAAAUUCAAAACCUAUAUACCUUAAGUUUAUUAAACGACAUUGAUGAUUUAA